CCUCUCGACUCCUUUCAUCCCUCCCUCCCGCCGCCGCCGGGCUGCCGCAGAGGGGCCGCCCGCCCGCGCCCUGCGCCAUGGCAGCCUCCGAGCUCUACACGAAGUAUGCCAGGGUUUGGAUCCCUGAUCCAGAGGAGGUCUGGAAGUCAGCAGAACUUCUCAAAGACUAUAAGCCUGGAGAUAAAGUCCUCCAGCUUCGACUUGAAGAAGGCAAGGACUUAGAAUAUUGCCUAGAUCCAAAGACGAAGGAACUCCCACCCCUGCGAAACCCUGACAUACUUGUUGGUGAAAAUGACCUCACAGCACUCAGUUAUCUCCAUGAACCUGCUGUUCUACACAACCUCAAAGUUCGAUUCAUAGACUCUAAACUAAUCUAUACCUAUUGUGGUAUUGUCUUAGUGGCCAUAAAUCCCUAUGAACAACUGCCUAUCUAUGGCGAAGAUAUCAUCAAUGCAUACAGUGGCCAAAAUAUGGGGGAUAUGGAUCCACAUAUCUUUGCAGUGGCUGAGGAAGCGUAUAAGCAGAUGGCCAGAGAUGAGCGAAAUCAGUCAAUCAUUGUCAGUGGGGAAUCUGGGGCUGGAAAGACUGUCUCUGCUAAGUAUGCCAUGAGGUACUUUGCCACGGUCAGUGGAUCUGCCAGUGAAGCCAAUGUUGAGGAGAAAGUCUUGGCCUCAAACCCCAUCAUGGAGUCUAUUGGAAAUGCCAAAACUACGAGGAAUGACAACAGCAGUCGUUUUGGGAAAUACAUUGAAAUUGGUUUUGAUAAGAGGUAUCGAAUCAUUGGUGCUAACAUGAGAACUUACCUCUUGGAAAAAUCAAGAGUGGUGUUUCAGGCAGAAGAGGAAAGAAAUUACCACAUCUUUUACCAGCUUUGUGCCUCGGCAACAUUACCUGAGUUUAAAACUCUGCGAUUAGGGAAUGCAAAUUACUUUCACUAUACGAAGCAAGGUGGAAGCCCUGUGAUAGAUGGUGUUGAUGAUGCUAAGGAAAUGGUAAACACCAGGCAGGCCUGCACUCUGCUAGGCAUUAGCGAUUCUUACCAGAUGGGAAUUUUUCGAAUCCUUGCUGGCAUCCUUCACUUGGGCAACGUGGAGUUUGCAUCUCGGGAUUCUGACAGCUGUGUUAUUCCUCCCAAGCAUGAACCCCUCACCAUCUUCUGUGACCUUAUGGGUGUGGAGUAUGAAGAGAUGGCCCACUGGCUUUGCCAUAGGAAGCUUGCAACUGCCACCGAAACCUACAUCAAGCCAAUUUCUAAACUUCAUGCCAUCAACGCCAGAGAUGCACUUGCCAAACAUAUCUAUGCUAAUCUCUUUAACUGGAUUGUAGAUCAUGUGAACAAAGCCCUUCAUGCUACUGUAAAACAGCAUUCUUUCAUUGGAGUGUUGGAUAUUUAUGGAUUUGAGACAUUCGAAAUCAACAGCUUUGAACAGUUCUGUAUCAACUAUGCCAAUGAAAAACUGCAGCAGCAGUUCAAUAUGCAUGUCUUUAAGCUAGAACAAGAAGAAUAUAUGAAGGAACAAAUACCAUGGACCUUGAUUGAUUUCUAUGACAAUCAGCCUUGCAUCAACCUCAUAGAGGCCAAAAUGGGAAUUCUGGAUCUGUUGGAUGAGGAGUGUAAGAUGCCAAAAGGCUCGGAUGACAGUUGGGCCCAGAAACUGUACAAUACUCAUUUGAAUAAAUGUGCCCUCUUCGAAAAACCACGUAUGUCAAAUAAGGCUUUUAUCAUCAAGCACUUUGCUGACAAGGUGGAAUAUCAAUGUGAAGGCUUUUUGGAAAAGAAUAAAGACACAGUUUAUGAAGAACAAAUUAAGGUCCUAAAAUCAAGUAAGUUUAAGCUGCUACCGGAGUUGUUCCAGGAUGAGGAGAAGGCCAUCAGUCCCACAUCAGCAACCGUUUCAGGGCGCGUGCCUUUGUCUCGAACGGCUGUCAAACCAGCCAAGGCCAGGCCAGGUCAAGCCAGCAAGGAGCAUAAGAAAACUGUGGGACAUCAGUUCCGAAACUCUCUCCACCUGUUGAUGGAAACCCUGAACGCCACAACCCCACACUACGUGCGCUGUAUAAAACCCAAUGACUUCAAGUUCCCGUUCACAUUUGAUGAAAAGCGGGCAGUGCAGCAGCUGAGAGCUUGUGGUGUCCUGGAGACCAUCCGAAUCAGUGCAGCUGGCUUCCCCUCCAGGUGGACAUACCAGGAGUUCUUCAGCCGUUACCGUGUUCUGAUGAAGCAGAGAGAUGUCCUUGGUGACCGAAAGCAGACGUGUAAAAAUGUCCUGGAGAAGCUGAUUCUGGACAAGGAUAAGUACCAGUUUGGUAAGACAAAAAUAUUUUUCCGGGCUGGUCAAGUGGCCUAUCUGGAAAAAAUAAGGGCAGAUAAGUUGAGAGCUGCCUGCAUCCGCAUUCAAAAGACGAUCCGAGGCUGGUUGAUGCGCAAGAAGUACGUGCGUAUGAGGAAGGCUGCCAUCACCAUUCAGAGAUAUGUCAGAGGGUACCAAGCACGAUGCUAUGCCAAUUUCCUCCGGAGAACACAGGCUGCCAUCACUAUUCAGAAGUUCCAGCGCAUGUAUGUGGUCCGCAAAAGAUACCAAUGCAUGCGAGCUGCUACUAUUGCUCUUCAGGCUCUCUUGAGAGGUUACAUGGCCAGGAACAAGUACCAAAUGAUGCUCCGGGAGCACAAGUCUAUUAUUAUUCAGAAGCAUUUAAGAGGCUGGCUGGCUCGAGUGUGCUACCAUAGGACCUUGAAGGCAAUUGUUUACUUGCAAUGCUGUUACCGGCGCAUGAUGGCCAAGAGGGAGCUAAAGAAACUGAAGAUAGAGGCCCGCUCUGUAGAACGCUACAAGAAGCUUCACAUUGGCUUGGAGAACAAGAUCAUGCAGCUGCAGCGAAAAAUUGAUGAGCAGAACAAAGAGUACAAAUCUCUGAUGGAGAAGCUGAGCAACCUGGAGAUCACAUACAGUACAGAGACAGAGAAGCUGCGGAGUGAUGUGGAAAGGCUUCGGAUGAGUGAGGAAGAAGCGAAGAAUGCGACCAACCGUGUCCUCAGCCUUCAGGAGGAGAUUGCCAAGCUGCGGAAGGAGCUGCACCAAACUCAGUCUGAGAAGAAGACCAUUGAGGAAUGGGCAGACAAGUACAAACAUGAAACUGAGCAGCUGGUAUCAGAGUUGAAAGAGCAGAACACAUUACUGAAAACAGAAAAGGAGGAGCUAAACCGCCGCAUCCAUGACCAGGCAAGGGAAAUAACAGAGAUAAUGGAAAAGAAGCUAGUGGAGGAAACGAAACAACUAGAGCUAGAUCUGAAUGAUGAGCGCUUACGGUACCAGAACCUGCUGAAUGAGUUCAGCCGUUUGGAGGAGCGGUAUGAUGAUCUUAAGGAUGAAAUGAACUUAAUGGUGAGCAUCCCCAAGCCUGGACACAAAAGAACGGAUUCCACUCACAGUAGCAAUGAAUCUGAAUAUACUUUUAGCUCUGAGAUCACAGAAGCAGAAGACUUACCAGUGAGGAUGGAGGAACCAAGUGAGAAAAAGGCACCAUUGGACAUGUCUCUGUUCCUCAAGCUGCAGAAACGGGUUACAGAGCUGGAGCAAGAAAAGCAAUCCCUGCAGGAUGAACUGGACAGAAAGGAAGAGCAGGCUCUCCGUGCUAAAGCUAAGGAGGAGGAAAGGCCUCCAAUGAGAGGUGCAGAGCUGGAGUAUGAAUCUCUCAAGCGUCAAGAACUUGAGUCUGAGAAUAAAAAACUGAAGAAUGAGCUAAAUGAGUUGCAGAAGGCCCUCACAGAAACACGAUCUCCAGAGGUAACUGCCCCUGGUGCCCCUGCCUAUAGAGUCCUCCUGGAUCAGCUGACUUCAGUAAGUGAAGAGCUUGAAGUACGCAAGGAAGAAGUCCUCAUUCUGAGGUCUCAGCUUGUUAGCCAGAAAGAGGCUAUUCAACCCAAGAAUACCAUGACAGAUGCUACAAUCCUCUUGGAGGAUGUACAAAAGAUGAAAGACAAAGGAGAAAUAGCACAGGCAUAUAUUGGACUGAAGGAAACAAAUAGGCAAUCUCCCCAAGACUAUCAUAUGCUGAAUGAGGACGGAGAACUUUGGCUGGUUUAUGAAGGGUUAAAACAAGCCAACAGGCUGCUGGAGUCUCAGCUUCAGUCGCAGAAGAAGAGCCACGAGAACGAGCUGGAAUCACUGCGAGGUGAAAUCCAAAGUCUGAAGGAGGAAAACAAUCGCCAGCAGCAGCUCCUAGCACAGAAUCUGCAGCUGCCUCCAGAGGCCCGCAUUGAAGCCAGUUUACAGCAUGAGAUCACCCGGCUGACCAAUGAGAACUUGGAUUUAAUGGAGCAGCUUGAAAAGCAAGACAAAACUGUUCGCAAGCUAAAGAAACAGUUGAAAGUAUUUGCUAAGAAGAUUGGUGAACUUGAAGUGGGCCAGAUGGAGAACAUAUCCCCUGGACAAAUCAUUGACGAACCUAUUCGUCCAGUUAACAUUCCACGGAAAGAAAAGGAUUUCCAAGGCAUGUUGGAAUAUAAGAAGGAGGAUGAACAAAAACUUGUCAAAAAUCUUAUUUUAGAGCUGAAACCACGUGGGGUAGCUGUCAACCUGAUUCCAGGACUACCAGCAUAUAUUUUGUUCAUGUGUGUGCGCCAUGCGGAUUACCUUAAUGAUGACCAAAAAGUGCGGUCGUUGUUGACUUCUACCAUCAAUGGCAUCAAAAAAGUGUUGAAGAAAAGAGGGGAUGACUUCGAAACAGUGUCCUUCUGGCUAUCUAACACCUGCCGAUUUUUGCACUGUUUGAAGCAAUACAGCGGAGAAGAGGGGUUUAUGAAGCAUAAUACACCUCGUCAAAACGAACACUGCCUCACUAAUUUCGAUCUAGCCGAAUACAGACAAGUACUGAGUGACUUGGCUAUUCAGAUCUACCAACAACUUGUCCGAGUGUUGGAAAACAUUCUGCAACCAAUGAUUGUUUCAGGAAUGCUGGAGCAUGAGACAAUCCAAGGUGUCUCAGGGGUGAAACCAACAGGGCUGCGGAAGAGAACGUCCAGUAUUGCUGAUGAAGGAACCUACACUUUGGACUCCAUUAUUCGGCAGCUGAACUCCUUCCAUUCAGUGAUGUGUCAGCAUGGAAUGGAUCCAGAGCUGAUCAAGCAGGUUGUCAAGCAGAUGUUCUACAUCAUUGGGGCUGUAACGCUUAAUAACCUUCUCCUGCGCAAGGACAUGUGUUCGUGGAGCAAAGGAAUGCAGAUAAGAUACAAUGUGAGUCAACUAGAAGAAUGGCUACGAGAUAAAAAUCUGAUGAAUAGCGGGGCUAAAGAAACCCUGGAACCCCUCAUCCAGGCUGCACAGUUGUUACAAGUAAAAAAGAAAACGGAUGAGGAUGCUGAAGCCAUUUGUUCAAUGUGCAAUGCACUGACUACUGCCCAGAUUGUUAAAGUUCUGAAUUUGUAUACUCCAGUUAACGAGUUUGAAGAGAGAGUCUUGGUAUCAUUUAUACGUACAAUACAGAUGCGUCUGCGAGACAGGAAGGACUCUCCUCAGUUGCUCAUGGAUGCCAAACACAUCUUCCCUGUUACUUUUCCAUUUAAUCCAUCCUCUCUGGCAUUAGAAACCAUUCAGAUCCCAGCCAGCUUGGGCCUGGGCUUCAUAUCACGUGUCUGAUUGCAAGGAUGUACCAUCAGUGUUAGAUGGAGAAUCAGUUGCCUCAUAUCUUUACCCAUUAAAACCUAGUGACCCACUGAAAACACAUUUUCUGAACACUCUGUAUGUAUGCCCAGAUCUGUAGUACAAGUAACUGGAAAACUACAUAAGAGCACCACAGAUUGGAGGCUAAUAGUAAGAUGUGCAUUUGUGUUCAGUCAUUGCAUUUAUGAGGACAUCACCGAUUCAUGCUUUUCCAGAACAUGGAAAUUGAGCUUGGACUAAAAUUGUGUCUUCAGCUGUCUAGAGACAUUUUUAGAUCUUAAGUAACAUAUUUAAAUAGUGUAAAAUAAACUCCGUAUGUAAUCUCAUAGGCAGGAAUCAACAGGGAUAGCCCUGAACAUGGAAGACUUGAAAGUAAGGCAUUUUGUAGUAGAAUGCAGUCACUUGGGAGCCUGUUACAUUUAAUUUGUGAAAACUGGAGUAGAGAAACACAAACUGGCAAUAUAGAAAAUGAUUUCUUAAACCACUUAUUUGUGCCGGUUUGACAUGAAUUCUAGUGAUAAGUCUUAUAGCUCACUAUAUGCUGUUACUUAGUUGUUCAUUUGUUAGCACUGUGGUUUACCAAGCAUACUAAAUCGCUGCUGCAUAUUGUGUUCUUUUAAAUGUACAACAGUAUCAUACUAAGCACUAAAAAUAAGAUAAUUUCAGUUUUUGUUGUCAACCUUAUUUGCAGUCUUAUGUAGUUUGUUACUUUAACUGGAUUUUUGCAAAUGGUAUCAAAUAACACCUAUAAAAGAAAAUGGUAACUAAGCACAAGUAGCACACUGGAAAUUACAUGUUUAGUUAUUUUUAAAAGUAGCUAAAAAUACACAAUCUUGAAGCAAAUGAUCAGAAGUCAAUAAUGAUUUCAGUGUUAAUUUAGAUUUUGUAGUCUGUCUAAUGUUCUUCGUUUGUAGACCCCAGAAAUGACAGCAUGUGUUUUGAGUGUGAUCCCUUUUGGUUUGUUGCCACUUAAAAAAAAGAGGGGGGGGGGAAGAAAAGAAAGAAAAAAAAAGUAUUCCUUCAUUCUGGAAUUUGAGAGGAAAAACUUUAAUAGAAAAUUUUUGUAGUAGCCCAAGGCUCUCAUUCUUUGAAAGGUUGACAAGAACGUUAAGUAGGUUUUGACUGUGAUGCUGUCACUUGACUAUGAUUCAUGCUGAUUUAAUGGUUGCAGAUCCAGAGUGCCAUUCAAUAAUGAGAAACUGAGUUAUUUUGGAUCUUGCACAUCUUACUGGAAAGGUUCUUCUGUCUCACAUAUCUUCACAACAGAAUUCACAUUUCACAAUGUGCAAAUUAAGUGCAGAAGCCCUGCUUAAGGUUCCAGUUCUGAACUUUAAAAGAGGCAGUUUGUGGUGUAUGACUCAAAUAUACACGUAAAAAAAAAGCCACACAGAUUGUUUAAUUGCAUUGUGCAAUAUUUUUUAUGUAUUAUAGCAAUUAGUAUCUUAGCAUUAACAUUAAUUUGUUUUAAAAUAUUGAGAAAUAAUCUAGAGGUACACUAUUAGACUAUUUGGUACUAAUCUGUUUGCCUGCAAACUCACAGAAAAAAACCUUGCUGUUAAGCAGACUGAAACAUUUCAGUUGUUUUACCUGAGAAGCAGACAUGCUGUUUGUAUGGUUGCUAAAAUCGGUAGUACAGACAACCCAAAUUUUGUCACUAUCAGGUUAAGGUGCUCAGGUUGUCUUACUUUCAAAUGUGUAUGCCCCAUGUUAUGUUUGAUGGGUCAUGCCAGUACUUCCAAGAAUCUAAUACUGUAUUGCAUAACUGUUGUGAGUGAUCUUUGCUAAAUGAUUUGGAUUGUUUUCCUGUGCAUGGUAUACCAAACACUCUUUUUUCCAAUGUUACUUAAUUCUUGAAACUACGGCUACUACUGUUAAGUGGCUCCAGAUAAGGUAUAAUAUAAUUUUCAGGCUGUUAGGGGUACUGUACUUGUGAGAAUGUAAUGGGAAAGCCUUCACAUCCAGUAAUGAGGCUAGGAAAGAAAAUACCUGAGAACAUGCUGACCUAUAAAUUUUUUCUCCUAUCGAAAACCAAACUAUUGGCAUUACAGUAUGUUCCUACUAUAGAUCAGGAAAUGUAUCCACUACUUAAGCAUUAGUGUUUAAAAUGUAUGCCUAAAUGUAUUUUUGUUUCAUUUUUAAGUUUGUUUACCUGUAAAAAGCCUUAUUGUAUCUUGGUUCCUUAAAAAAAAGUAGUGUUUAGUAAUUUAUAGGUAUUAUCCUUAAACUCAGUGGUUUGACUGGUAUUACUUUUAUAUCACAUUAAAAGUAUAUGCUGCUUGACAUGUUUUAAAGGAAAAUACUUUGAAGGCGGAAGAGAUGCGUAGUUGGUAACUCUACAAACAUUUUACAUGGCAGUAUUUUACACGCACUUUUCAGAAGUAAAAUCUUAGCAUCAGUGUAUAAUAUAUCUCUCACCUUAGGACUAAUCUCUCUUUAACCAUAUAAUAUAAUGCAGAUUUAUUUUAACAACUUGUUUUGUUUUUUUUCCUUUGAAUCAUUGUCAUGCUCUUUUAAUGUGGACAUCUUUUAUAUUUUAAUUUAUUAUCUAUUGCUAUGAUAGAUUUUAUCAGAUGCUGGAAAAUUACUUGUCAACCACCCCUUAGAAUUCUAUACAGUUAUUAUAGAGAAUUUGCACAAUAAUUACCUCAUUCAGUUUGGUGUAUUUUUAUUCCAGUGAUCAUUUUAUUCUGAUGUUUAGGACACAGUCUUCUAUCCAAAUUGCUUCUCAGACUUCAAUCUGGGAUGGAACAUGAAAGUGCGUUAAGUCCAUUAAAUGCAAUUAAUCUAUUCUAUCCCAGGGGAGAAGAAAUACCAACUUCAGUGUUGAAAAGUGGAUUGAUAACCAGUAACACUGGUUCCCAACUUGGAAACACCAGCAUUUGCAAUUUGAAGGUCUGUGUAAUUUGUGAUUUAAACUGAAUACAUUUCAAAUACCGUACAAAAACUAUGAGUAAACCAUGUGGUUUUUUAAGAUGCUAAUACUUCAUGUGAUAAAUAAAGCCUUUAAACAUAGGUUUUCACUCAAUGCCACUACAGUACAUAGAUGAAAACCAAAACAUUGUCAGAAUGACCUGAGCUCUGAUCCGUUAUAGUGUCUGAUGUUGUACUUAGUAAAUGUAUGCAUCAUAAAAGCUGUAGCCUAAUAGCUAUCACUGGAAAAUGUCCAAAUAAAAAUACAACACUAGGAUUUGCUUUGGA
Melopsittacus undulatus (budgerigar) is the source of this 8858-nucleotide messenger RNA. It is a transcript of the gene MYO5A, whose product is annotated as myosin VA. Bases 78 to 5636 code for a protein of 1852 amino acids. The transcript is spliced from 40 exons. Gene Ontology annotation, biological process: vesicle transport along actin filament; actin filament organization. Gene Ontology annotation, cellular component: cytoplasm; myosin complex; vesicle. Lineage: Eukaryota; Metazoa; Chordata; Aves; Psittaciformes; Psittaculidae. The record is from RefSeq and is a predicted model, not a curated record. Gene Ontology annotation, molecular function: ATP binding; actin filament binding; microfilament motor activity.